AUGCUUCCCAGAGCGGCUUUCGUGGCUCUCUUCUGGGCUAGUGUCCAGGUGGCUGGACAUAGCGACAGCGGUUCCAGCUCGAGCUCGAGUCGCAAUGUCGCCUCCAACUUGGAAGAGUACUGUUUUUACUCAAUCUAUACCAGUUUGUCCGCAUAUACCUUUGAAGGCAGUGUAACAGUCCAGUCUGCCACGAGUGGCUCCCACUCUCACGGGGGUUCCUCGUCUUCCUCGCAUGGUUCAUCCGAUUCUUCCUCUACUGAAGCUUCGGAGACUUCUUCGCAUGAAUCAUCGGAUUCAUCCACUGAAACAUCUGAGACUCACUCUCAUGGAUCAUCUGAAUCCUCCUCUGCUGAAUCCUCCGAGGCUUCUUCUGUUGCAUACACACACGGGUCAUCCGAUUCUUCCUCCGCUGAAUCAUCUGAUUCUACCUCUGGGACUCACUCUCAUGGAUCUUCUGAAUCUUCCUCUGCUGAAUCCUCCGAGACUUCUUCUGUUGCACACACGCACGGAUCAUCCGAUGCUUCCACUGAAUCAUCUGAUUCUACCUCCGGGACACACAGCCACGGGUCAUCGCGACGAAGCGUGAGCCUCGGAAGGCGCGCUCAUGGUGGCGGUUCAUAUGGCUCAUACUCCACUGGACCCUGCAACAGCACCGUGGAAGUUACUUCCAUGUAUGCUAGCGCUAAGGCCUGGUGUUCUGAGAAAGAAUUCAAAGCGGUUAUCCCAUACUGGCAAAGCCUUUGCGCGAAGAACAGCAUGGAGCUUAUGAGUCUGGCUUCAAUCGAACCAUUGUUGACGGAUGAGUACAUCAACUCACUUCCUCAGAUAGACCCAGAGCAAAACAAUGUGACCACAACUGGGACCAUUGACUCGCCUGUGCUUCUGACCAAAAAGUAUUAUAACAGGGCCCAUAAGUCUUAUGUGAGCCAUGAUUAUGCUAUGCCAAAACACAAGCGAUAUGGAUGGGGACUUAUUGGAUACUGGGGAGCUGUACUAGUCCUGGGCAUGAUGUCCAAGGCAUGGACAGUCUUCUUCAGCAGGCGGAGUGUGCGUGGUUCUUGUGAUCCGGAGACUCGUCCCAGUUUGCAGACUAAGAAGGGUCCUCUUACGUCUCUAUUCCAUUCAUUGCGCACGCACAUCAUUAUGCCAGCCACAUUCGCCCCAGCUAUCCCCAAUCACCAGCAACUCUGGCUGUCGCACGCUCUUCCCAAGAGAGUCGAUACUUUGAUCGUGCUUGGCUUUUGGAUUGUUUCUAUCAUUUUGAGCUGCGUAGGUUACGACAGUUUCGCGGGCAGUCUUUCAGUACCAAGCCUUUACCAACAAAAUUGGCAAUAUACCUCUGACCGCACUGGAGUUCUUGCAUACGCCUGUCUGCCGGCUUUGUGGCUUUUCAGUGGCAGAAACAAUGUGUUCAUCCAAAUGACACAUUUCAGCGUUCAGUCAUUCACAAUGUUCCACCGUCACAUCGCAUGGGUUUGCACUAUCUUGGCCGUGGUGCACUCCAUCAAUUACAGCGUCCUCUUCGCAGAAUAUGUUGGUCGCUAUUGGAUUGCUUGGAAGGAAGAGUACUGGUAUAUGGGUGUGGUGGCUACUAUUCUCCUGUGUUUCAUGCUUGUACAGUCUAUGACAUUCUUCCAACGCCGUUGGUAUGAGACUUUCCUCAUGCUUCACAUUGUCUUCGCUGUUGUCAUAGUCGUUGCCCUCUUCCAACACACCAGCUUCGAUGGUCGUGAAUGGGUUGGAUACCUUUGGACGCCAGUUGGACUUUGGGUCCUUGAGCGACUUGCCCGUGUUGGCCGUGUGGUAUACUGCAAUCUGAACGCCCGAUUCGGAAAGCAAUUCUUGGGAACUGCUACGACUGUUACAUACAGUGAGGCAAGCGACUUGGUCAAGAUCGAAAUGGUUCCUGGGGCCGCAAGUUUGAAACCCAGACCAGGUCAGCUUUACUAUAUUUACCAGGCAACCUUGCUCAAGGGCUGGGAGAACCACCCCUUUUCAUUGGGUGCAUGGGCUCCUUCUUCCGGGGCCAACAAUGAAAAGUCCGCUUCAGCCUCCCAAAAUGGGAACAAGCUUAUCUUCUACGUCCGGCCCUACGAUGGAUGGACACGCCGUCUUCGUGAUCAAUGCCGCAAGGCAGGCGGAACCUUCUACCCCAAGCUCCUUCUUGAGGGAGCUUACGGUCAUUCCGAGCCGGUGUACGCCUACAACACGCUUUUGAUCAUUGUCGGCGGAACGGGUAUUGCAGUAGCAGUGCCCUACCUCCUAGAUCACAUUGCGCGCGUCAAGGAAGGCAAGACGAAGACUACCAAAAUCGAGCUCGUGUGGUCCGUCCGACAAAAGGAAAUGUUUAACGAAGUUUUCAAUGAGGAGCUGGCGGAGAUCAUGCAACAUAAUGACAUUACAAUCACCGUCUUCUGCACUCGUCUUUCUAAGAUCACGAGUGAUUCUGAGUCCGACGAUGUGAACAUCUCCAAGGAGGUUUCUUCUGGUGUUGCACCGGUGAUCAAGGCAACAGGCGCGGAUUCUCCCACUAGCAACAGCAGCCUACGGUUCAUGCCUGGUCGUCCUAACAUCCGCGAGACAGUCAUGUCUGAGGUGCGGGAGGCCCAGACCAGCUCAACCAACUUGGCUGUUUUGACUUGCGGCCCGGCUCAAAUGGCCGAUGAAUGUCGCGGAACCGUGUACGAGGUCAUGAAGAAUGGUUUUCAGGAUAUCGAGUACUUCGAGGAGGCAUUCGGAUGGUAG
Messenger RNA from Penicillium vulpinum, 2745 nucleotides. Its product is annotated as ferric reductase family protein. Bases 1 to 2745 code for a protein of 914 amino acids. Gene Ontology annotation, cellular component: plasma membrane. The transcript has 6 exons. Gene Ontology annotation, molecular function: ferric-chelate reductase activity. Lineage: Eukaryota; Fungi; Ascomycota; Eurotiomycetes; Eurotiales; Aspergillaceae. The record is from RefSeq and is a predicted model, not a curated record. Gene Ontology annotation, biological process: intracellular iron ion homeostasis; iron ion transport; copper ion import.